AUCAUUUAAAUUAAGGGCCCUAUUAAAAUUAUGUUCAGUUAAAAAAAAAUCACAUUAUCAAUGUUAUUACAUUUAUGGGGCUACACAUAAGCACUCAACUAAUCCAAGUAAUGUGCUGCUUGCCAACUAAAACUAGUUCAUGCCCAGGGGUGUGUUAAGAGUUUUGGUGCCCUCUGGACCGCGGGUCUAAUCACCCUACUGUUCAUAACUAAAUAAAAUAUAUACUGUAUGCUAUAUAAUUUACCCUUCAAAUCUAGUGAAUAUUUAUAGGGGCGUUUCUAUGAUUGCCCUAAAUAAAAUUGACGGCUGAUGAACUGCGUGCGUGUACACAAGUUACGCACGUUUGUAAAUCUCUGUUCAUGUUUACGUUUGUCGCGGAGCAAACAGCUGAAAACAUUCUAGCAGUACGCUGUCACAUACGUAACUUGCGUACGUGCAUUACAGCGCACACGAGCGGUCUCGGAUUCACCUGAUCAGCCUGCAGACCAUACCUCUCGCUCGGGGUGUGCUGUGCUACCCUGCCGCCCUCCUGGACAUCACAACAGUCGCUGACAGUCCGCGUGUGGGCCUUAAUCGACACUCGUGUCAGAUCUGCUGUGGGUGUGUGCAUGCAGCAUAAUGGAGCAGGCGAAACCCCGAACGGAGAGCCGCCUCCGCUUUCCUUCAGCGCAGCAGCUCCGCUCCAAAUGGCAGCAUCACGGGUGAGGAGGCUCGCGCAGGAGGGGCGGACGGUCCCUCCUCAGCCCAGAGUGAUGGUGGUGUUCUCGGCUGCGAGUGACACUGAGAAUCAGGGAGAUGCGAUGUCGGGCGCGGACACCGGGGAAGAGGUGUAUCGCAAACCAGCCAUACCUAUUUCUAAUUUUAAUCUAGGGAAGCCCCUUCGCGCUUUAGACGCACCUGAGGAGUUCCCCGAGGUCAUCCCCCUGAAUGUAGGAGGAUCAUAUUUCACCACUCGGCUAUCCACCCUGCGACGUUAUGAGGACACAAUGCUGGCUGCCAUGUUUAGUGGCCGCCACCACAUUCCCAGGGAUGCAGAGGGACGAUAUUUCAUAGACCGAGACGGAGCAUAUUUUGGGGAUAUUCUGAAUUUCUUGCGAGAGGGUGAGCUGCCUCAGAGGGACCGUGUUCGUGCGGUGCACAGGGAAGCUCAGUAUUAUGCUAUUGGGCCUCUUUUGGAAAGCCUUGAAGACACGCAACCACUUACCGGAGAGAAAGUGCGACAGGCUUUUCUUGAUCUUUUGCCCUAUUAUAAAGAAAAUCUUGAGCGCAUCGUGGAGAUUGCAAAACUUCGUGCAAUGCAGCGGAAGGCUCGUUUUGCAAAAUUGAAGAUCUGUGUUUACAAGGAGGAGAUGCCCAUCACCCCUUAUGAAAGACCACUGUUUAAUUCGCUGCGAUUUGAGCGCUCGGAGAGUGAGGCCAAGUUGUUUGAGCACCAUUGUGAGGUUGACGUGUCCUUCGGGCCCUGGGAGGCAGUGGCGGAUGUUUAUGACCUUCUUCACUGCAUAGUUAGCGACCUGGCAGAGCGUGGCAUCUCUGCUGACCAGCAAUGCAUCGGCGUGUGUGACAAACACCUCAUUAACCACUACUACUGCAAAAGGCCAAUCUAUGAGUUUAAAAUCACCUGGUGGUGAAGGUGAGGUGUUUUAGGUGAGGUCUCUAUUGCCAAGAACUGAGAUGUGCAAGUUUGAGCAAAUGAUGUUUGCUGCUGUCUACAGUUAUAUGAAACCAGCAGGAUCAUGGAGUCCUACUCAAAAUGAGUGGAAAUAAUGACAAGCUUUUGAAAAAGAUGGCUAUAAUUGUGGCAUUUGCUCUUUUGUUUCUUCAUGAAACUGCAGUUUGCAACUCAAAUUUUCUUUUAUGGGCAGCUCUGUUAAUUCCUUAGUUUUUGUAAGUAAUUGUUUAACUUAGUUAAUUUAGAAAAACCUGGAAUCAUUUUGCCCAGUUGUAGUUCUAAAGGGAAUUUUCUGGGAUCAUCCUCAGAGGAAGUGAACUUAUGUGAAACAGUGUUUCCUGUUCUAAAUAUAACAUCUCUUAAGUAUGUUUCCGUGUUAGAUGUAAUGAAUGUAUUAACAGUUUGAUCGAAGAAUCAGUCAACUGGACCCAUAUUCGGAAAUUGAAAGUCUGUCAUUGCUUGUGAUGUAUUUCUUAAAAAACCUUUUUCCCCUACAGUAUUUUAAAAUGACUUUACCCCAUUUGUUUUACAUGACUUAUAUAUUUAGGACCUGAUCCAUGUCCUGUUUCCAGUAAUGAACACCAUAGAUCAUGCAAUCUCUACAUAUACUGACUUUAACAAGAAUACAAAUGUCUGGUGUCUACAGCCACCCAAAGCUUCACAUAAAGCCUUCUAAAAUAAACAUACAUCACAUAAAAGUAUAAAAGUUUUGAUUUAUGUCAAAAAAAAUAAACUGUUCUCAAAGGAGAGCCCAAAAUAAGUUUAUGUACUAAAAUAAAUGACCUUAAUAUGAAUUAAAAGGAGUAUAUUUGAAAUUAUACUAAUGACUGUUAGCCACCUUAUUGCAGGUUAGGUUGCCUAUUUUGCUACUUUGACACUUUGUGAAGUUAUUUUCUGCUGCCAAUAGCAUUUGUCUAUGCUUUUAAUUGCUGUAACCCUCAACAAGUUUAGCUGAUUUAGCUUUAUUUGUUAUUUUAGUCAUCUGAAACCUCUGUCUCUCAUUGGUUUGCUGUAAGAGCUGUGAAGGCCAUGCGAAGUUGCAAGAGCUCUCUGUGUUUUGGCAGCAGAAUAUCUAAUACCAGUUAAAAUGCACAGAAUAAUCCUAACUGGGAUUCAGUUUCAGUCUUGCCCAGUUUACGUUAUGUUGCUCAAGUUUAAACUGAUGCAUAUUUGUUCUCUGUUGUACAUUUGUUAAAUACUGUUGUUUGUAUUGCAUUCCUGUACUGGCUCUUAUUGUGCUGAUAAUAAACAAUAUAUUUUGC
Molecule: messenger RNA, 2934 nt
Organism: Cyprinus carpio (common carp)
Lineage: Eukaryota; Metazoa; Chordata; Actinopteri; Cypriniformes; Cyprinidae
Product: BTB/POZ domain-containing protein KCTD7-like
Biological process (GO): protein homooligomerization
Molecular function (GO): protein binding
Source: RefSeq, a predicted model, not a curated record